AUGGACGACCUUUUGAACCUCGAGCUUCUAUCGCUCGUGUCAAAGGUCACCUCGGAACUCCAGAAUCAUGUGGGGAUAAGCGACAAGACCCUCGCCGAGUUCCUCAUCUCCCAGCGCCUCGAGAGCGCGUCGGCCGAUGAAUUCCGCAAGAAGCUCGAAAAUGUCGGCGCCGACUUCCCCCCCAGUCUGGUAGACAGCAUAGACCGUCUCGUGUGGACCAUGCAUCCCAAGAUGAAGGGGAAGCAGUCGGCGGCCGCGGCGCAGGAGCCCGAGCACCACUCGCGCACCAUGGAGGAGAAGGAAAAGGUCUUUAGCGGCCUGUCGCUCCCAGACAAGGCCGCCGUGGAUGGUGGUCCCGGAGGGGGCGACGCCAUCGACGACACCCUCCUUCUCCUGGAGGGACUCGAAGGAAAAGCGAGGAAGAAAACGGAAGCCUCGAGAAAGCGGAGCAGGAGCCCCACCGACGACCCAAAGGAGUCGAGGAGACACAGGAGAGACAGAUCGCGUUCUCCCCGCGAACGUAGGAAGACGCUCGACAGGCGCCGCUCGAGAUCUGCUUCGCAGGAUCGAGGUGACGGGGAUUGGAGGGAUGGCUUCCGAGGCUCGCGCAGGAGCCACCGGGGGCGCAAGACUGACCGUGACUACGAGGACGACGACAAGUUCCGCACAGCUCCCGAACCGGAGAUCGACGACGCACCGGAACUUCACAAGGUGUACGAAGGCCACGUCACAGGUGUCAAGGACUUUGGCGCCUUUGUGAACCUGCACCACGUCCGCGGCAAGGUUGACGGCCUGGUCCAUGUGUCGCGCAUGGCUACAGGCCAGCGUGUCGAUCACCCUUCUGAUAUCCUAACCAAAGGCCAGAAGGUGUGGGUCAAGGUCACCAGCGUGGAAGGCUCUCGAGUGGGAUUGUCGAUGAAGGAUGUGGAUCAGGAGACGGGAACGGACCUGGAACCCCAGGCCAGGCUGACGACGGGCGCCAACACGGAGGCCAUCGGCGGUAGUGCAAAGAACGGUCGCUACCAGGACACCAGUGCUCCGGCCAUGCCGCGCGACACAAUGGGUGCCCCCCAGAAACACAAGAAGAGGAUGACGUCGCCCGAACGAUGGGAGAUACGACAGCUGAUCGCAUCGGGCGUUGCCAAGGCCUCGGACUACCCUGACCUUGAGGAGGACUACAACGCCACCCUGCGCGGCGAUGGUGACAUGGAUCUCGAGGAGGACGUCGACAUCGAGGUCCGCGACGAGGAGCCGCCCUUCCUGGCCGGCCAGACGAAGCAGUCCCUGGAGCUGUCGCCUAUCCGUGUGAUCAAGGCCCCCGACGGGUCCAUGAACCGCGCCGCCAUGUCGGGCACGGCCAUCUCCAAGGAGAGGAAGGAGCUGAAGCAGCAGGAGGCCGAAGCGGCCAAGAGGGAACAGUCCAGGGAGAACCUAUCGACUCAGUGGCAGGACCCCAUGGCCGACCCAGAUAAGCGCAAGUUUGCCUCGGACCUCCGCAACGCCAAGGCCAAGGAGAAGACCGAGGCUGUGCCGGAGUGGAAGCAGGUCAUCAACCCCAUGGGCCAGUCUCUCGGCAAACGGUCGAACCUCAGCAUAAAGGAGCAGCGCGAGUCGCUCCCCGUUUUCGCCUUCCGCAACCAGCUCAUCGAGGCAGUGCGGGAGAACCAGAUGAUGAUCGUCGUCGGCGAGACGGGCUCGGGAAAGACGACGCAGCUGACCCAGUACCUUGCCGAAGCUGGCUUCGCAGAGAACGGCAUGAUCGGCUGCACCCAGCCGCGACGAGUGGCGGCUAAGUCGGUGUCGGACCGUGUGGCCAAGGAAGUUGGAUGCAAGCUUGGCGAGGAGGUGGGGUACACGAUCCGUUUCGAGGACUGCACCAGCCCAUCCACCAAGAUCAAGUAUAUGACGGAUGGUAUGCUGCAGCGAGAGAUCCUGCUGGACCCGGACAUUCGACGCUACUCGUGCAUCAUGCUAGACGAGGCCCACGAGCGCACGAUCAGCACCGACGUGCUCUUUGCGCUGCUGAAGAAGGCACUGAGGCGCCGGCCCGACCUCAAAGUCAUCGUCACGUCUGCGACGCUGGAUGCGGACAAGUUCUCGUCCUACUUUAACGAGUGCCCUAUCUUUACCAUUCCCGGCCGCACGUUCCCCGUCGAGAUUCUGUACUCCAAAGAGCCCGAGUCCGACUACCUGGACGCGUCGCUCGUGACGGUCAUGCAGAUACACCUUACGGAGCCCAAGGGAGAUAUCCUGCUCUUUCUAACGGGCCAGGAGGAGAUUGACACGGCGUGCGAGAUAUUACACGAGCGCAUGAAGGCGCUGGGUUCGAACGUGCCGGAGCUCGUCAUCCUGCCCGUCUACUCGCAGCUUCCGUCGGAGAUGCAGAGCAGGAUCUUUGACCCGGCUCCGCCGGGUAGCCGCAAGGUGGUGAUCGCGACCAACAUCGCCGAGACGUCCAUCACGAUUGACGGCAUCUACUACGUCGUCGACCCGGGUUUCGUCAAGCAGAACGCCUACGACCCAAAGCUGGGCAUGGACUCGCUGGUGGUGACGCCCAUCUCGCAAGCACAGGCCAACCAGAGGGCCGGCCGAGCCGGCCGCACCGGACCGGGCAAGUGCUUCCGCCUGUACACGGAGGCAGCGUACCAGUCCGAAAUGCUGCCGACGUCGAUACCCGAGAUUCAGCGGCAGAACCUGGCGCUCACGAUCCUGAUGCUGAAGGCCAUGGGCAUCAACGACCUGCUCCACUUCGACUUCAUGGACCCCCCCCCGAUCAACACGAUGCUCACGGCGCUGGAGGAGCUGUACGCGCUGGGCGCGCUGGACGACGAAGGUCUCCUGACGAGGCUCGGUCGGCGCAUGGCAGAUUUCCCGAUGGAGCCGUCUCUGGCCAAGGUGGUGAUCGCGGCGGUGGACCACGGGUGCUCGGACGAGAUGCUCUCGAUCGUGGCGAUGCUCAACCUGCCCAACGUCUUCUACCGGCCCAAGGAGAAGCAGUCGCAGGCGGAUCAGAAGAAGGCCAAGUUCCACGACCCGCACGGCGACCAUCUUACGCUGCUGAACGUGUACAACGCGUGGAAGGCGAGCGGCUUCUCCAACCCGUGGUGCUUCGAGAACUUCAUCCAGGCGCGCGCCAUGCGCCUAGCAAAGGACAUCCGCAACCAGCUCGAGGACACGAUGAAGCGCCACCGCCACCCGAUCGAGUCGUGCGGCCGGAGCACCCAGCGCGUCCGCCAGGCCCUCUGCGCCGGCUUCUUCCGCAACGCGGCCCGCAAGGACCCGCAGGAGGGCUACAAGACUCUGAUCGAGGGCACGCCCGUCUACCUCCAUCCUUCCUCGUCGCUCUUCGGCAAGCAAGCUGAGUGGGUCAUCUACCACACCCUCGUCCUCACCACGAAGGAGUACAUGCACUACACCACGAGCAUAGAGCCCAAGUGGCUCGUCGACGCGGCGCCUACCUUCUUCAAGGUCGCGCCCUCGGACAGGCUCAGCAAGAGGAAGCAGGCCGAGAGGAUACAGCCGCUGUAUAACAGGUUUGCGGGAGAUAAUGACUGGAGACUGUCGGCGCAGAAGAGGGGUGGAAGGGGCGGUGGUGGUGGUACGUGGGGUUGA
This is a messenger RNA of Geosmithia morbida, 3612 nucleotides long. RefSeq names its product ATP-dependent RNA helicase DHX8/PRP22. The transcript has a single exon. Gene Ontology annotation, biological process: spliceosomal complex disassembly. The record is from RefSeq and is a predicted model, not a curated record. Gene Ontology annotation, molecular function: ATP binding; RNA binding. Gene Ontology annotation, cellular component: intracellular anatomical structure; catalytic step 2 spliceosome. NCBI's taxonomy places the organism in Eukaryota, Fungi, Ascomycota, Sordariomycetes, Hypocreales, Bionectriaceae. The coding region runs from base 1 to 3612 and encodes 1203 amino acids.